AUGGCAAAAAGUGUUCGUGCAAGUGUACAAAAGCGCAAUAAAGCAAAGCUCCGCUCUACUGUCUUUGGGCCUGCUGUGGAUGCCCGGACAGAAAGAUUAUCCGCAAAGUUGCAAGAGCUUGCCUCUCAGCCUAAACCUAGCGAUCAAAAUUCGCAGGGUGAAAACACUAAGGCGGAUUUACCAACAAGCAAUGAAGCAAUGGAUAUCGAUUCCUUGAAAACCACCAGCGGUGGUGAUCGAUCGCAACGGCGGGGACGGAUCCAGAAGCGGCAGAGGAACAAUCGCUCAUCCAUCGUCUUCAAACCACAUCCAUCAAAGACCAAGAAAACACAAAGAAAAAGUAAAUCGUGA
Aspergillus puulaauensis is the source of this 351-nucleotide messenger RNA. RefSeq names its product DUF2423 domain-containing protein. The record is from RefSeq and is a predicted model, not a curated record. The transcript is spliced from 3 exons. NCBI's taxonomy places the organism in Eukaryota, Fungi, Ascomycota, Eurotiomycetes, Eurotiales, Aspergillaceae. The coding region runs from base 1 to 351 and encodes 116 amino acids. Gene Ontology annotation, cellular component: preribosome, large subunit precursor.